CGACGGAUGCAAGGUUGCUUGAGUUUUACCUGAUUGUGAAUGUCCAGUUGCUUGGCUUCUCAGAGUUGGUGGUGGCGAGGGGGCUCUCCGAGCAGUUCCCGAACCAGCAGGCGUCGAGCGCCCCCCGCCCACAGACUUUCGCUCCUGCGGGGCUCUCGGCCGGCUUUGAUACCUUGACGUGAAGAGAGGGAGACUUCGGCUGAGGAAGGAAGAAAAGAGCGGAUUUGGGGUUCCGAGGAGGAGAGCGAAAGAGCUCUCCUCUGGGAGUGGAGAAAAGGGGAUCGGGGUCUUGGGGGAAGAAUGGCCGUGAUGACUGUGCUUACAGGAGGAGCAGAAGACGGAUCUUAGACAGUCAAUUCCACCUCCUCCAAACUAUUCCGAAGACACUGUGUUUCUUCUCGUGAUCUGAUUUCUAGCUCCGUGGUAAUAUACCGUGGCCUCGGAUAGUUCAAUGUUUUCAUUUUUGCUGACGUAAAAGUGGAGAUGUUAUUUACCCAGGAAUGUAUUGCUUGAUACUGUUCACCUGGAGCUGUAUUACUUGAAAAUUAUAUAUCGCUUGAGUGUAAUAAAGCAAACUUAUACUCAGAGAAAAAUAAACAGUAUUUUAAUAAAAGCCGGACAGAGGACUCGUGCCACAACCAUACGAUCAUCACCUUUGCCUUAACAUCCGGCCACCGUCUGUCGCUAAGAUGAGCACCCACCAUUCCUCUCGUUUUGACCCUGAGCAUCGAGUCCGGAGCACGUUGAAGAAGGUCUUUGGGUUUGACUCUUUUAAGACACCUUUGCAGGAGAGUGCGACCAUGGCUGUAGUGAGAGGUGACAAGGAUGUAUUUGUGUGCAUGCCCACAGGGGCAGGAAAAUCCCUUUGCUAUCAGCUCCCUGCGGUGUUGGCCAAAGGCAUCACCAUCGUUAUCUCUCCUCUCAUUGCUUUGAUUCAGGACCAAGUAGACCACUUGCUGGCCCUGAAGGUACGAGUGAGUUCCCUAAACUCGAAGCUCUCAGCCCAGGAGAAGAAAGAGCUGCUCUCUGACCUGGAGCAGGAAAAGCCCCAGACCAAACUCCUGUACAUCACACCAGAGAUGGCGGCGUCAGCCUCCUUCCAGCCCACGCUGAACUCCCUGGUGUCUCGCCACCUGCUCUCCUACCUGGUGGUGGAUGAAGCUCAUUGUAUCUCCCAGUGGGGACACGACUUCCGUCCUGACUACCUGCGGCUGGGGGCGUUGCGCUCCCGCCUGGCACGAGCCCCGUGUGUGGCUCUGACCGCCACAGCCACCCCACAGGUCCAGGAGGAUGUGUUUGCUGCUCUGCACCUGAAGCAGCCAGUUGCUGCCUUCAAGACUCCCUGCUUCCGGGCCAACCUCUUUUAUGACGUGCAAUUCAAGGAACUGCUUUCUGAUCCCUACAAGAACCUGCGGGACUUCUGCCUUAAGGCCCUUGGACAAAAGACUGAUAAAGGGUUCUUUUCCGGCUGCGGCAUUGUCUACUGCAGGACCAGAGAGGCUUGUGAACAGCUGGCGAUAGAGCUCAGUUCCAGGGGGCUGAAUGCCAAGGCCUACCAUGCAGGGCUGAAGGCUUCUGAAAGGACGCUGGUGCAGAACGAGUGGAUGGAGGAGAAAGUCCCCAUAAUUGUUGCAACCAUUAGUUUUGGGAUGGGAGUGGACAAAGCCAAUGUCAGGUUUGUCGCCCACUGGAAUAUUGCCAAGUCUAUGGCUGGGUACUACCAAGAGUCUGGCCGGGCGGGCAGGGACGGGAAGCCUUCCUGGUGCCGUCUCUAUUACUCCAGAAACGACCGGGAUCAAGUCAGCUUCCUGAUCAGGAAGGAAGUAGCAAAUCUCCAGGAAAAGAGAGGGAACAAAGCGUCUGAUAAAGCUGCUCUCCUGGCCUUUGAUGCUUUGGUGAACUUCUGUGAAGAACUGGGGUGUCGCCAUGCUGCCAUUGCCAAGUACUUUGGGGAUGCGCCCCCUGCCUGCACCAAAGGCUGCGACCACUGCCAGAACCACGCGGCUGUGCGGAAGCAGCUGGACGCCCUGGAGCGUGCAAGCAGCUGGAGCAAGACCUGCAUCCGGCCCUCCCAGGAGAACGGCUUCGACCCCGAGCUGUAUGAGGGAGGCCGCAGGGGCUACGGGGGCUUCAGCAGGUACGACGAAGGUUCCGGAGGCAGCGGCGACGAGGGCAGAGACGAGGCCCACAAGCGGGAGUGGAACCUCUUCUACCAGAGGCAGAUGAGUCUGCGCAAGGGCAAAGACGCCAAGAGAGAAGAAUUCGUCCCCCCAGAUGAGGACUGCCCCCUGAAAGACGCUUCUAGCAGGAGGAUCCCCAGGCUCACUGUGAAGGCCCGUGAGCACUGCCUGCGGCUUCUGGAGGAGGCUCUGGGCAGCAACUGCCAGGCCGCGGGCACCUCUGACCGACCUGACCUCCAGGCUGAGGCCGUGCAGCUGGAACACGAGAUGUUCCGAAGCGCCAGGGCAGCCAACCUGUACAAGGCCAGCGUGCUGAAGAAGGUGGCCGAGAUCCACAGAGCCUCCAAGGACGGGCAGCUCUACCACACGGCAGGCGCUGGCCAGAGUGGCGGUGCCCAGGCCGAGCCCCCGGAGCCCAAUGAGCACGACAUCCUGCCGGCCUCCCAGGUGUACUCGCCCAAACCCAAGCGCGUGGGAGCUGGUUUCCCCAAAGGCUCCUGCCCAUUCCAAACGGCCACAGAGCUGAUGGAGAAGACCCGGGCUGAGGCACGCGCCCCCCAGCCUGUGCGGGAGCCCCCCAGCCAGCCCUGCGGCCUCCAGGAUGAGGAAGGCAGCGAGGCCGCCCCCAGGCCCAGAGGAGAAGCCCCCGGAAGCAGCACUUACUGUGGGGGGCCCUCCCCUGAGAAAAAGGCAAAAGCCCCCUCCAGGGGCAGUCCCCUCACCCAGACCCGCACCGGCCGGAAGCAGCAGCUCCUAGCCGCUGCGGCCCUCAGGGAUUCUCAGAACAUCACCCGCUUCUUCUGCCAAAGAGCUGAGAGCCCCCCUCCGCUCGCUUCAGCCCCGGGGGCAGAUGGUGCCAGCCCCUCCCGUGAUGGGCUGCAGGGACCCCUGGCCGUGGCCCCGGAGCGGUGCCCAGGGGAGGAGGAUGGAGGCCUGGGAUGCGCGGCUGCUCCCCUGCAGAUGGAGGGCUGCACCAGGAAGGGGCCCAGUGCCUGCCCACUCAGGGCUCCGGGGCUCCCUGAAGGCCAGUCCAGCCCCGCAGUGGAGACCCAGAGGGGCAAGCGGCCCAGACCCCAGCAGACCCCAGAGAGCCAGGCCCGGAAGAGGCCCUGCCCCCCAGCCAAUGGCCCCGUCUUAGCUGAGGACAAGGACAGCACCUCGGCUGGUGAUCAGGGCCCCGCCAAGCCCACAGCCCAGGGUUCCUGCCAGCUCCCAGCUCCUGGCAUCUCCCUAAAGGAGGCUGCGAACAUUGUGGUCAAGUGCCUGACCCCUUUCUACAAAGAGGGCAAGUUUGCAUCUAAGGAACUGUUCAAAGGCUUCGCCCGCCAUCUCUCCCACUUGCUGGCUCAGCGGUCCUCCCCAGGACAGAGUGUGAAGGCGGAGGCCCAGGACCUCAUCAAGCAGUUCUUCCACGGCCGGGUCCGGUGCGAGAGUGAGGCCGACUGGAGCAGCCUGUGUGACCCACAGACAUGACCAGCUGCUGCCCGGCGGGACCAGUGUCCUCGCCGGACUCGGCCAUGGGCCACCGUGGGCCUGGCUCAGGAGCAGGGAGGGCCGACAGGCCUGCCACCGCCAGCAGCACCUCUCUUCUCAGGCCCCGCCCCCUUCCGCCACCCCCCGCUGUGGGGACGGCCCCAGACACCUCCCAAACCAAGGCGGCGGCCAGAGGUUAGCCUGUCUGUCUUUCUGCCUGCAAGGCCUGAGGUCCUCUUUCCCCAGCCUCUCCUGGCCCUGGUGGCUGGUUUCUGAGUCAGAUCCCCAGA
Pteronotus mesoamericanus is the source of this 3943-nucleotide messenger RNA. It is a transcript of the gene RECQL5, whose product is annotated as RecQ like helicase 5. The transcript is spliced from 19 exons. Lineage: Eukaryota; Metazoa; Chordata; Mammalia; Chiroptera; Mormoopidae. Bases 690 to 3653 code for a protein of 987 amino acids. Gene Ontology annotation, biological process: double-strand break repair via homologous recombination. The record is from RefSeq and is a predicted model, not a curated record. Gene Ontology annotation, cellular component: cytoplasm; chromosome; nucleus. Gene Ontology annotation, molecular function: ATP binding; 3'-5' DNA helicase activity; four-way junction helicase activity.